AUGUCCUGCCAGGAGAGAAUGGAUGAUGACUCUGAUUACGGAUCUGACUUCACUCCAGAUGAAGAAAUUUUGUUAAACAAUUUGCUGAACAAAGCCGUUGCGGAACAUGCGACCGCCGCCGACGCCGACGCCACCUCGAUCUCGACAACCUGGAUCUCGACUCCAACGCCCAUCGAACAGCUCACCACGCCAAAAUCCCCUGAACUCGCCGACCUCGAGUCAUUGCACCCGGCAGCUCUAGAGGCACUCGUUGCAGAUAUCGAGGAUGGCAUUGAGCCUAGCGUCCGGCUGCCUAAGGUACUGGGCCGGGAAAAGCCUCGCUCGACAUGGCGGCAAUCGCAGCCUCGACCAGGUCAGGCGGUUAGAUGGGGUGCGAAUGCGAGUGCAAGGGGCAAGUCGAAUUCACGCGCUCGCAACAGCAACAGGACCAGCCCGUUUGUCGAGAACCCUAGUUCAACCGAGGGCCGAGAAAGAGAACGCGAGCGCAACGCAGUGCGUGAGCAAGAAUGGAUACAACAGGAUCCCACCGCCGCAGCGCUCGACACUCGAACCCCGGUCGAACGGUAUCGACAAGCACCCAACAAAGCGUUCUCGGUGACUGAUCUCGUUUCACCAGCUUGGUGCGAGCUGCAGUACUGGCUCACGUUGACCAAACAUGGGCGGAAGAAGCCGACUGCUGCGAUGAAGAAGGGCAGCUCGAUGCACAAGACGCUCGAAGAUGAGAUAUACACUACCGUUCCUGUGGAAAUCACGACUAAAGAAGACGCGUGGGGUCUCAGGAUAUGGAAUGUCAUUCAGGGACUGCGCAUGCUGCGCGAGUAUGGCAUAACGCGUGAGCUGGAGGUUUGGGGCGUUGUCGAUGGGGAAUUUGUCAAUGGCGUUAUUGAUGAGUUGUCCUACGAGUGUCCCAACUCGGAGCUUGAGGCUACUGCUGCUGGGUACUAUGCGGAUGUUGUAGCGUCGCGCGCUGCGCUACCGGAGUAUCAGAUGUCUUUGUCGGACUAUUUGCUUUCUUCUUCGCAAGGCGGGAUGAAGCUUUCAGACCUGGGGCAGAAUGAAGCCGAGGAAACGGGGCACUUUGAGUCUGAACUACCUGCAGAGGUGUAUAACCUGCGCCGGAUUUAUUUAACAGACGUGAAGACGAAGGGCAACCGAUCGCUACCGACUGUCAAGAGCACGGGCUUCCGGCCUACUCUUCUCCAGUUGCAACUUUACUAUCAUAUGCUCAACCGGAUGAUCACGAGCGACGAUGUCACUAUUGACCUCCUCGCCACCCGUUAUGAUUUCGACGCUCAGAAGCCGUUCACGAACGCCUUUGUCUCGGAGGUUGGGGGUCUGAACGACCAAUACUUCGACGCUCUCUCCUUCCAAGAAUCAGAACAGAACGAGGGUCCUUCUAAUGCUAGCGAGGAUUCAACCAGCCUCCUCUUAUCACACAACAACCUCUCCCGUCUUUGGAGUCUCAUGAUACAACAACUCCGCCUCACAUUCCUACCCGAAGGUUCCCCCGACACACAAUCAAUCGCACCAUCCAUCCCAUCACUUUCCCAACCAGAACUCUUGGAACCAUACCCAACCCUCCUUUCCCCGGUGCUCACAGCUAGAUAUCUUUCAUCUGUCGCCAACGAAGACCGAGAGAGACAGCUUAUCGGAAGUCGUUCUUUCCUCUUCGAUCCGACAUCCCUCACCUCCUACCUCACCGACCAGAUGACCUGGUGGCGCGGUGAGCGGGAUCCUCGCGGUGUGGACAUCAUGGACGCGUGGAAAUGUCGGAUCUGUGACUUCCGCGAUGAGUGUUCUUGGCGUGAGGAGCGGGAGAUGGCCUAUGCGAGACGGGGUGGAGGUCGGAGAGGGUCUGUCGCGGAUAUAUAA
Molecule: messenger RNA, 1872 nt
Organism: Penicillium coprophilum
Lineage: Eukaryota; Fungi; Ascomycota; Eurotiomycetes; Eurotiales; Aspergillaceae
Product: exonuclease V
Exons: 2
Coding region: 1-1872 (623 amino acids)
Biological process (GO): interstrand cross-link repair
Cellular component (GO): nucleus; mitochondrion
Molecular function (GO): single-stranded DNA 5'-3' DNA exonuclease activity
Source: RefSeq, a predicted model, not a curated record